AAACUAUCAGAGAAUAGCUCCAAACCUGAUGAAGAAAAUUACCAGAGAACAGAUUCAAAAUUUCUAAGAAACCUACCAAAGAGCAGCUCUAUAUCUAGCAAAGAAAUUACUAGAAAAACUCCAAACCCAGCAAAAAAUUUUCAGAGAAUUGCUCCAAAUCUAGCAAAGAAAAAUUGCUCCAAAUCUGGCAAAAAAUUACCAGAGAAUUGCUCCAAAUCCAGCAAAUAA
Dentiscutata heterogama is the source of this 228-nucleotide messenger RNA. Lineage: Eukaryota; Fungi; Glomeromycota; Glomeromycetes; Diversisporales; Gigasporaceae. The record is from the annotation of a GenBank genome assembly.